AUGUCGAGAGUGAAUUGGCUAGCUCGCUGGCCUCCCUCUUGUCCCAGAUUGCGGCUGCCGUCCCUCAAAGGUUUCGAGUGUGGCAGGUUUUUCAAGUGUAGCCGGUUGCCAACAUUCAAAAAGCUCUUCGAGUUCCGGAAACCCACAUGGGUCAUCGUCUUCCAAUUGUUGUUCGCCGAAGCCACCCUGCCUGGGCUUCGGAAUGUGUUCGGAUUCGGCCCUCCGAUCCCUCGCCUGCUCUUCGCUGUGGCUUUCGUUUACCUGGUGUUCGAGACGGUGGCCGACGUUGAAGAACACGUGGAAAAUUACCUGGAAUACAAUACAACCUUGCAGGUUACGAUUGAGGAGCCCCGGUCUGCUUACAUGAUGAUGCCAGAGGUGACAGUCUGUAACAAGAACCCAAUCUACACGUCUAGCUUCUGCAAGGCCGAAAACAGACACCGCAUAGAGACAGAAACCAACAAAACGUGCAAAACUUCAAAUUGCGAAACUUUCAUCUCAUUGUACUAUCAAAAUCUUUGCUCCGGUGAAGACUCGGAGCGCGAACGCUACAGAAUUGUUUUCGGGACCCGUAAUAACGACGAGGGAAGGAAGGCCAACAAGUAUUUCUACGAAUGGCACGGAAAUCUGAUGAGUUUCGAGAAAGGACGCGAGCUAUUGAGUCUUCUGAGCUAUCCGGAUCCCGGCUCGCUGAUUUCGAUGUGCUUGUUCAACAACAAGGAUUGUUUCUCGAAAUUCAGGAAGAAUCUUCAGCCGUCAUACGGGAUGUGUUACAGUCUUUUCGCCGAAGGCGAAGAACCGGUCGUUCAAUUCGAAACCCACCUCAACGGCUUGAUGUUGAAUCUCAACGUUUUGGAGUAUGAAUAUCUGCCCAUGCUCACCACUGUCGGACAUGUGAUCAUGAUCCAUAGUCCUGAGGAGAAGAUCAACGCUGCCGAGGACGCUGUCUUCGUCCACCCGAGAGCGACGACCUAUAUAGGACUGCAAAAAGAGCAAGUCGUGAGACUUCCCCCACCAUCUAGGGAUCCUUGCACUGAGACCUAUCCUCCCGAGCUGCUUCAAUAUCUGGAGCCCGAAUUGAAGAAAGUCUACACGACGCUCGUGUGUCGGGAGCUGUGUACUCAAAUCGCGGUGUUGGAGGCCUGCAAAUGCAUCGAUUUUAGAUUCAUCCGACCCGCCAACGUCGCGUCCGUUGAAUGCUCGUAUGUCAUUCCCUCCCAAGGGCAGGAGAGUAGUUUGACCUGUGCGAUCGAAGUGACCAAAAACAUCGAAAAGAAUCCACUUCGGUGCGGAUGUUACAGUGCUUGCGUCGAGGACCAAUACAUAAAAACGAAUUCCGCCUUGUUCUGGCACCCCAGGCUUCAGAAAGACGUCGGUAACGCCUCAACAUCGACAGUAUACGUGUACAUGCAUUCGAACAAGAUCCACGUCCGCAGAAAGGUGAUGCAAACGAGCUGGAAAGAUCUCCUCAAUUCGAUCGCGGGCACCAUGGGUCUUUAUCUCGGAUAUUCCUAUUUAUUCGCCUUCUACAUUGUCGACAUACUCAUCCGGGGCAUUCUCGAAAUCGUGAGCUGGAAAAUAUUCAAACGGAAUCAAAAUCGACGCAAAUACGAUGAAAAAAUUCGUCGUAAUCUUAUAUUCGACACCCAGUACCAUUGA
Molecule: messenger RNA, 1659 nt
Organism: Galendromus occidentalis (western predatory mite)
Lineage: Eukaryota; Metazoa; Arthropoda; Arachnida; Mesostigmata; Phytoseiidae
Exons: 7
Coding region: 1-1659 (552 amino acids)
Biological process (GO): sodium ion transmembrane transport
Cellular component (GO): plasma membrane
Molecular function (GO): ligand-gated sodium channel activity
Source: RefSeq, a predicted model, not a curated record